GGUGACCAUCUCGAGCAGGAGGCGGGAGGAGGCAUUUGGGAGCCGGCGGGAGUCGAGAGUGGAAGACGAUGAGCCGUGAGAGGAGAAUGAGCCGCAGCCAGCAAGUUGGAGAGAGGAUCGCGGGCGAGAAGGGGCCGCGUGGGAAGUUUCGAACAAAAAAUCGCACGUUAAUACAUCACCACACUUGAAAAAAAAAGAAGCAGUGUGGCUGUCUCUGAAACAUGAUGGCAGAAUCCCUGCCCUUUCCACUGGGCACACCAGUGCCCACCUGGGAAUUGGAAGCCUGGUACCAGGACUUGCAGGAAGUGCUGUCCUCUGAUGUAUCCAACAGGGCAGACCCCUCGGGGGUUGAACAGGAGCAGAAGGAAUUCGAUGGCUUUGAUGGUGCUGCUCUCUUGUGGAACUUGGAGACUUCCAAUUCCUUGGAGCUUAAUGGGGAUGUAAUGACAGGAAACUAUGAGUUGGAGCCUGAUCUUGCAGCAGAACUUUUGGAGCAACUGGGCCAGGAGCCCUCAGGGCCAGCGGAGUCCGAUUCUAGCCACAGCUCUCCUACACAGACAGGCACAGAUGACGAUGAGGGGGUGUCUACUAGCCGGAAGAGGCGGCAGAGUGGCCAGCCUCACGGUGGCAAGAGGCAGCGCGGCAGAGAGCGGGAGCAGCAGAAUGAGCGCAGAGUGGCUGAGCUGACUGCACACAAUGAGCAUCUCCAGCAGGAAAUACAGCGCUUGACCGCUGAGGUGGAAGCUACUCGAGCAGCGCUCAUCCAGAGGAUGGUGAGCCUAAAGACAUGAUGGGGUCCUGGCACACUUUCUGCACUGAAAUUAUUUCUCCUUGCUAUGGACCGAAGUGUGCAGGGCUUCAUCCUUUGCAGAUGGAGUGACUGUGCAGCAUGCCAAAAGGGAGAGGCACUUGUCGACACCUUAAAGCACAUCAGUGCCCUGCGAGACUUAGAACUUGAAAUACUUGUUCUUACUCUGUGUAGCCAAGUGGACUUCCCUUGCAGAACUGUACUCGGUGUGUGGCCCAGUUAUUUUAGGCAAAGAGGAGAUCCCUGACUUUCCUAGAGACUGACUGUGGCAGUUGUGGAUUUUGUUUUUUAAUAGUUACAUCUGUUCCUGUCCUUGCCAGGAGAUUGCAGGGAGGAAUGUCUGCAUGUAUCGUUCUGUACAACAGUGCUUUGUACUUGUAUAAAGAGCAAUAAAGUAUUUAUUUUGUCCUGUGUAA
Molecule: messenger RNA, 1224 nt
Organism: Thamnophis elegans (Western terrestrial garter snake)
Lineage: Eukaryota; Metazoa; Chordata; Lepidosauria; Squamata; Natricidae
Gene: DDIT3
Product: DNA damage inducible transcript 3
Exons: 4
Coding region: 222-791 (189 amino acids)
Biological process (GO): intrinsic apoptotic signaling pathway in response to endoplasmic reticulum stress; negative regulation of transcription by RNA polymerase II; positive regulation of intrinsic apoptotic signaling pathway
Cellular component (GO): CHOP-ATF3 complex; CHOP-ATF4 complex; CHOP-C/EBP complex
Molecular function (GO): protein heterodimerization activity; RNA polymerase II cis-regulatory region sequence-specific DNA binding; DNA-binding transcription activator activity, RNA polymerase II-specific
Source: RefSeq, a predicted model, not a curated record